Molecule: messenger RNA, 1426 nt
Organism: Triticum dicoccoides
Lineage: Eukaryota; Viridiplantae; Streptophyta; Magnoliopsida; Poales; Poaceae
Exons: 6
Coding region: 436-1227 (263 amino acids)
Cellular component (GO): small-subunit processome; box C/D methylation guide snoRNP complex
Molecular function (GO): snoRNA binding
Source: RefSeq, a predicted model, not a curated record
GGGCCAUCAGUCGCACCGGUCCGCCGCGCCGGCGUGGUGGGAACCGCCUUCCCACCGCGGUUCUUUUUACAUCAUCUACUUGUUGGAGAUGCUGUAAUCGACUCGCUAAAAUCCGCAAACCUCGAGCGGCAUCUAGGGCGUAGCUCCCGCCUCCUGUGAUGGACCAGCGAAUCGGGUUCCCCCGUUCUACGGCGACGAAGCGGCCACGCGGUCUCGAUGCUCCUCCUCCGCCGGCUAUCGCAAAACUACUACGUUCUUCCUUCAUAAGACAUGAGCCACUCUCGGAGAGAUUUGGGGGCGAGUUUUCCGCGUUCACCCAAUUUGGAUCCGAGUCCACCGAUCCGGACACCCUGGUCUCUCGUCGAGUGAAUUGAGAUUCGGGGUCGUGGUUGGAGGUUGUUUUGGCAGUGUGGAUUACUGGUGUUUUGUGUGAUUAUGGGUGAGGCGCCGAACAGGCGGCACGUCGCCCAUCCGACUGGGAUUCGUCAUUUCUCCCAUCCCCUCUCAGAUGAUGGUAUGAUGCUGCUGCUGUUUGAGACGCCCUCUGGCUUUGCAAUUUUCAGUUUUCGUGCAUCGGUCAUCGAAGAACCAAAUGCCCUGGAGAAAAUAUGGACGCACUUCAUUCUGAAUGGGACGGCAAAGAGUAAAAUAACCUGCGUGUGUGAUCCAACUGUGAUGGAGUUAAUGUGGGGCAUACAGAUUCGCAUGCCAAGUUUGGUGCCUAAAGAAACAUCAGGUCCGACUGAAGAUGACCACCUCCCGAUGAGUCAAGGACUGAGAAAAGUGUUGAGAGAUUAUGGUUGUGAUUAUGUCAACCCCGAGAUGCUCGAUCAGCCAAUUCUUUUAACGGCUUGUGCUUUGUUUGAGUGUGAUUCUCUUGAGGACGAGAAAUCUGAAGAAUUGAGCCAUUUAGCUAAACUAAUUAAGGUGGUGUCUGGCAUCAACACCGAGGGUUGGGACUCACUGAAAAUUGCAACAGCUCUGAAGAAGAUAUGGUGCCCUGAAGAAGCUGCCAAUUCUUGUGAGAUCAUUUCAGAAGGCGAUGUAUCAAGGUUGGUGAAUGAUGCAGAUAAAUAUAAAGUUAAGCUGGAAAAGGAUGCUUGCUUGGAACUUUCUAGAGAAAUCAUGAAAUCUCGUGGUGUUCGGGCAUCGAAAGAAAAAGUACUGCAAAAAUAUGCUGAGCAGGCCAAGAAAGCAUAUGAAGCACAGAAGCUUAUUAACCAUUAAUGGGCUCACAGCUGCUGAAAGUGUUUCAGCUAGUUAACUUGUCCUUAUUCUGAAACGCAUGCUGAUCUUGGUUGACUUUAUUUGUAUCUUUUUAAGCUACUCUCAGCCUGAACAUGGCCGGCAGGACUCUACUCUGACAUUGUAUCGUUUGGCUAUCUUGUUCGAUUGGCUACUAAAAUUACAUGUCGCCUUUUUUUCA